This is a messenger RNA of Capronia coronata CBS 617.96, 972 nucleotides long. RefSeq lists its product as uncharacterized. The transcript has a single exon. Lineage: Eukaryota; Fungi; Ascomycota; Eurotiomycetes; Chaetothyriales; Herpotrichiellaceae. The coding region runs from base 1 to 972 and encodes 323 amino acids. The record is from RefSeq and is a predicted model, not a curated record.
AUGGCCGAAGCCUUUCGCACGACCCACGGACAACCAUUUCAUCACGACGGAUUGACAGCCUUGCCACAACUGCGCGAGCAGGCCAUUCCCCAGCGUUCGUCCUCGCUAAGCAAAAGUACCCGGCCGCUGACAGCCGGUUUACCGCCAUCUACCAAAGGACAUAUUCAGCCCGUGGACGACGGCAGGAUUGCCUCGACGCCCAACGCCAUUCUUCCCAUCAGGCGCAAACCGAUCCCGUCCGAGGUUGCACCAAAAGGUGAUUCGGGAGGGGAACUGUCAUCGUCACCAUCAUCUGCUUCGGCUAGGUCCACCAGCCCUCCACAAGCGUCCUCCUCCACAACCAGCCAGAGGACACCACGUCAUUUUCCUCUUGCGCCGAACGACCCUUCUCCAUUAAACCCGUUAUACCACAUCCCAUCCACAAGCACUCCUGGCAGCAAGCAUACCAUGUCAUCCGAUGCUGCCAGCUCUCCCACACGGUUGAACAACUCCCAAUCCAACGAACAUUUCAUCCUUCCACCAGGAUUCAGACCUGGGAAAAGCGCGCGUACAUAUGUUGAGGAAACCAUACUCCCCGCUGUGACUCAGGAAGUGGUGAAGAAUCAGACUACGGAGAUUGUACAAGAAAACAUUAUACGCCACAUCCAUGUGCAUCACUAUUACACGUACGUCCAGCCGAUUAGGGCUGUCGAGAUCCUACCUGCUCGACAUUUCGUGAUUGACGAAAAGACGGGUCAAAAGGUGGAGGUCGCAGCGCCCGAGGGGUGGGAAAUGCCUACUUCAAUGCAGCCAACCAAGCCCGAUCUCAGCGGCCUAGAACCGGAGAGCAGACAUUAUCUCGUGGACGAGGAGCAUCCAAAAGGCGUUUCUGAGCCGCCGCCAACGGAUGAAAAGCCAAAGAGUCCCCAAGAACUCAAAUCCAUUGCUCGAGUAACCCAUGCUACAAAAUGGUCUCCCUUUCCGAAAGCAUAG